This is a messenger RNA of Linum tenue, 1041 nucleotides long. Lineage: Eukaryota; Viridiplantae; Streptophyta; Magnoliopsida; Malpighiales; Linaceae. The record is from the annotation of a GenBank genome assembly.
AUGGAGAAGCGUGAGAAUCCGGUGCAGAGAUCAACAACAUGCUCGAAAAGGCGGAGAGGACUGCUCAAAAAGGUCGCCGAGCUCAGCUUGCUCUGCGAUGCUAAGGUAGCUGUUUUCGCCUCUUAUCCUAGCAAAACGGAGAAAUUUGAAUCCGUGGGCUACCCCUCCGUCGAUUCCGUCCUCGAUCUCGCAAUCCAUGGUGGCGGCGAGCGAUGCAGUAAUGCUUGGGAAGGAGAGAAGGAGAAGAGGGUUAAAGGGUUGUCAUUGUUGAUGGAUAUUCAGGCUGAUGAAACCCCUGUGAUGAAAUCGGAGAAAGGGGAUGAUACAGCAUUAUGUUGGGACGAAUUCAGUAGAGAGCUAGACGAGAUGGCGAACAGGGGUGACGAUUUGAAGACAAUGCUGGAUGUAUUGCGGAAGGCCAAGGAGAAAGCGGAAUCCAAGUUGAGGGAUUUAGUCGAGCCGAAACUGGGGCGGACUACUGGCUUAGGGGAGUCUAGUUCAUGGAAUCAGAAACAGAGACCGGCUGAAAUCAACAAUUCGACGAAUUCGGAGAGUAAUGAUUUGUGGGUUUGGUCUCACCAACAUGAAACUGAACCUGCAGAAUUGUAUUCCGGUUUUGCUACUGGGAAUGGGAUGUCUGACAAUGCACCGUUCGUCAACAACGCCGGGGAAUUUACAUACCAGAAUCCAGAGCUUCAUCAAGUUGAAAUGUUGAGGAGCAACCAAGAUGAGAUGAAUCUUCAAGCUCAAGGGUUUGGUCUUUCCAAUGCUGGGGAAUUUACGUAUCAGAAUCAAGAGGUUCAUCAAGUUACAAUGUUGAUGAGCAACCAAGAUGAGAUGAAUCGUCAAGCGUACCAGAGUCGAGAGCUUAAUCAAGUCGCAAUGUCGAGGAGCAACCAAGAUGGAAUGGAUCUUCAAGCUCGAGCAUUCGGUCUUCCCAAUUCAGCAACGGUACAAGGGCAUGACGAUUUUAAUGUCGAUGAUCUGUUCUCUCAUGACCUGACUUUAGAUCCUACUGCAUUGUGGGAACUCUUAGACUAG